AGAAAAGAGUCCAACUACAAACAUGCGCGCGCAUAGAUCAUAUUGUCCCGUAAAUCUAACAGCAAAAUUCAAAAACCAAAACAUUGGAGACACAUGCUGAUCUCAAAGAACCCAAUUUUCAAAAACACAAACCUUAAGUCCCCCAAACCCUCACCAUUAUCAUUACUCCUCUUCCUCCUUAAACAAUGUCCCUCCACAAAAACCCUCCAACAAAUCCACACUCAAAUGAUAAUCCACUCCAUUCACAAACCAAAUCACCUUCUCUCUCAAUCCAUAAACCUCAAAGAUUUCAACUAUUCCUCCUUCAUUUUCUCCCACAUUACUCCUCACCCAAACGACUACGCUUUCAACAUCAUGCUCCGUGCUACCACCACCACAUGGAACGAUUACCCUCUUACUCUUAAUCUUUACCACCAAAUGAAAAACUUAAACCUUACUCCUAAUAACUUCACUUUCCCUUUUGUUUUCCUCGCUUGCGCGAACCUAGGAGCCGUUCGUGAAGCUCGGUCAGUUCAUUCCUCGGUGAUUAAACUUGGGCUGGAUACAGACCUGCAUACCGCUCACUCGUUGAUCACCGUGUACUUUAGGUGUGGGGAAUUCGGUUUUGCACAUAAGGUGUUUGAUGAAAUUUCGCACAAGGAUUUGGUGUCGUGGAAUUCGUUGAUUUCUGGGUAUGCGAAGAUGGGUCGUGCGAGGGAAGCUGUUGAGGUGUUUGGACGGUUGAGGAAGGAAUCUGGGUUUGAGCCGGAUGAGAUGAGUUUGGUUAGUGUUCUUGGGGCUUGUGGUGAAUUGGGGGAUUUGGAAUUGGGGAGGUGGGUGGAAGGGUUUGUUGUUGAAUGUGGCAUGAAGGUUAAUUCAUAUAUUGGUUCUGCUUUGAUUAGUAUGUAUGCUAAAUGUGGUGAUUUGGUGUCUGCUAGAAGGAUCUUUGAUGGUAUGCUAAGCAGAGAUGUUAUCACGUGGAAUGCAGUUAUAUCAGGAUAUGCUCAAAAUGGAAUGGCAGAUGAAGCAAUCUCUUUAUUUCAUUGUAUGAAGGAGAGUGGUGUUAAUCCAAAUAAAGUUACCCUGACUGCAGUGCUGUCUGCGUGUGCCGGUAUUGGGGCUCUGGAUUUAGGGAAACACAUUGAUGAUUAUGCAACACAAAGAGGAUUUCAGCAUGAUAUAUUUGUAGCAACUGCAUUGAUUGAUAUGUAUGCUAAGUGUGGGAGUUUGGAGAGUGCACAGCGGGUUUUUAACGACAUGCCCCGAAAAAAUGAUGCUUCUUGGAAUGCAAUGAUCGCUGCUCUUGCUUCUCAUGGUAAAGCCAAGGAAGCUCUAUCACUUUUCCGGCGCAUGUCAGAUGAGGGUGGCGGUGCCCGCCCCAAUGAUAUAACAUUUGUAGCAUUGCUUUCUGCUUGUGUUCAUGCAGGCUUGGUCGAUGAAGGACAUAGGUUGUUUGAUAUGAUGAGUACAUUGUUUGGAUUGGUACCAAAAAUCGAGCACUACUCUUGUAUGGUUGAUCUUUUGGCACGUGCCGGUCAUUUAUACGAAGCUUGGGAUCUCAUUGAGAAAAUGCCUGAAAAACCAGAUAAGAUUACGUUAGGUGCCUUACACGGUGCCUGUCGAAGAAAGAAAAAUGUAGAUAUUGCCGAAAGAGUUAUGCAAAUGCUUCUGGAGUUAGAUCCUUCAAAUUCUGGAAACUAUAUCAUCUCGUCAAAAAUAUAUGCAAAUUUGAACAUGUGGGAUGAAUCCGCAAGGAUGAGAGCAUUGAUGAAAGAGAAAGGUGUAACUAAAACGCCUGGUUGUAGCUGGAUUGAAAUUGAUAAACAGUUGCGCGAAUUUCGUGCUGGAGACGGCUUAUGCCUCGAUUCUAUAGACAUAUCUAACAUAAUUGAUUUACUCUAUGAAGAGCUCAGAAAGGAAGGUUAUGUCCCAAAAAUUGUUGAAUAAUCAUUAUGAGGGGCUGAAGAGUUGUUUUAUUAGCCAUUGCCAUAGUAGCGAAAUUUGGCCUCUGUGGCACUUAACAGUUUCAGCUCAACUAUUCAUGUCUGUUGAAUUUGUUUCAUCAGCUUAGUAAGUUCUGACAGCACAUACUCUUAAGAUGGUUGAGUCCUAUGAAACACCGACACCUUUGAUUGAAGUUGUGGACACUAAUACGACAUAUGUGAUUACAUUCAAUCACUUAUAUUUGUGAAAUUUUCAACAGUGUCUACUUGUCAGGGUUGUGUCUGUGCCAAUGCUUCGUUGGUUGAGCGUCUCUAGCUUUUACAUAAGCUCCUUUGGAUACUUUCUUAAGCUUUUGGCAAAUCAAGGAGCUUUUCAUCUUGUUGAUUUGGGCAAAAUCUCCGGAAGAACACGACUUUUCAAUUUGAGAUUGAUCGAUGUUGCCAAAGGAAUGGGUUCCAGCAAUUGAUUUUGCUUUUAGGGAAGCAACUUUUGCUUCUUUAUGUAUCCUUUCAUUAUCAACCAAGACAAUGACCAGUGCUUGAAAAUUUUGAUACUCAAUAUUUAAAUUCUUUUUUCACCAA
This is a messenger RNA of Lathyrus oleraceus (garden pea), 2504 nucleotides long. Its product is annotated as pentatricopeptide repeat-containing protein At2g34400. Lineage: Eukaryota; Viridiplantae; Streptophyta; Magnoliopsida; Fabales; Fabaceae. The transcript has 2 exons. Gene Ontology annotation, biological process: RNA modification. The record is from RefSeq and is a predicted model, not a curated record. Gene Ontology annotation, molecular function: RNA binding; protein binding. Bases 94 to 1926 code for a protein of 610 amino acids.